This is a messenger RNA of Cetraspora pellucida, 207 nucleotides long. NCBI's taxonomy places the organism in Eukaryota, Fungi, Glomeromycota, Glomeromycetes, Diversisporales, Gigasporaceae. The record is from the annotation of a GenBank genome assembly.
AUGUUGCCUUCUAUUACGAAAAAUGUAGAAGAAAAAAAUAAUAAUAAUAAGUCAUUUGAUGAAACAGUUGAAGAGAUGGAAGAUGGAGUUGUUGAAAACAUUGAUGAAUUAUUUGAUUCAGGUGAAUUUUCUUGUUCAUUUAUUGGUGAUGCACAUGAAGAUUUUGGUAAAUCUUCUUCAGAUAGAGAUGGUGAAGAUGAAUUGUAA